AAAAAAUGUUACAAUUUUGAGACAGCUGCUGCUGUGUGCUAUUCAAAAUAUGAGUUCCAACUGAAUACAAUUUUAUAAUUUUACAACCAUGUCCGAAAUCAAAACUGAAACUGAGAGCUUGACAUCGCGUUUGGGCAAUUGUGAAGUUUGUGCUAAGAAUGCGGCACGUUAUGCUUGCCCCAAAUGUGAGGUAAAAACGUGUUCACUAACCUGCGUGCAAAUCCACAAGCGUGAACUCGACUGCGAUGGCAUCAGGGAUCGCACCAAAUAUUUGCCGCUCAGCGCGAUGACGGAACGCGACUUCAUGAGCGACUAUUGCUUCCUGGAGGAGUGCACACGCUAUGCGGACACCAGGAAGCAGGACAAGAGCAAACGCUAUACGCAUCAACAGUGCCAGCUCCCGGUUCCCUUGCAUCGCAUGCGCUCCGAGGCGGCCAAGCGUCGCAUCCGUCUUCAGUUCCUUUUACCGCACUUCACACGUCGCAAACAGAACACGACGUUCCUCAACUGGAAGCAGCAGCGUUUCUAUUGGCACAUUGAAUGGAUGUUUUGCGGCACCGAAGCGGGCGUCACGUGCUUUUCGGACGCACGUUGCGACGAGCAGCAAACACUGAGCCAACUGCUGGACAAGUAUCUGAAUCUCGAGGAUCAGGAAGUGGCACGAGAGCAGCGCAAACAUUUGCAACAACAUCAGAUCGCUGGCAUUGGCCAGCUAACGCUUUGGCUGCGAGCCGAGGGCGUGCGACGAAGUAGCUCCCGUUGCUAUGCGUUGGCAGCCCACAAAACGUUGGCCGAGAAUCUGGUGGGCAAGACGAUUGUCGAGUUUCCCAGCAUCUAUGUCAGCUACGAGCAGCGUCCGCCCAACGGCUACGAAAUUGUAGACAGUGAUGAGGAGGAGGAGGAGUCUGUAGCAGCACCGCCAGUAGCCGCCUCGAAGCGCCCCCAAGACGAAGCAUCAGCUGCCAAGAAGUGCAAAGUGUCAAACAACGUUUACGGCUUAGCUGCAGACGAGCAGCACACCGAUGACGAUGAUGAUGAGGAGGAUCAGGAUCAGGAACGGCAUGAGGAGAGCGAGAAUGAAUCUGCGGAAUCGGCAGCGAGCAGCGAUGAGCUGCCCAUUGAAUACACUAGUGCAUUCUAGACUUGCUUUAAAUUAGUUUUAACAAGCUGUAGUUAUAUAGUCCAAAGUGUCCUGAAGAAGAUGCUGAACAGACAGGCACGCGACGACCCUUCAAAUAGUAAAUAAGCAUUGCGUAGUCUUAAGUUUAGAGUUGUAAUUAAAAGUGCUAAAAACUGUGAAACGGAUUUAACAGCACACUAAAGCCCAUUCACCUUGUAAUAAAUAACUAAUUUAAGCAAAAGAAUG
Molecule: messenger RNA, 1366 nt
Organism: Drosophila albomicans
Lineage: Eukaryota; Metazoa; Arthropoda; Insecta; Diptera; Drosophilidae
Product: box C/D snoRNA protein 1
Exons: 3
Coding region: 89-1141 (350 amino acids)
Biological process (GO): maturation of LSU-rRNA from tricistronic rRNA transcript (SSU-rRNA, 5.8S rRNA, LSU-rRNA); box C/D snoRNP assembly; snoRNA localization
Cellular component (GO): pre-snoRNP complex; nucleus
Source: RefSeq, a predicted model, not a curated record